Xyrauchen texanus (razorback sucker) is the source of this 1961-nucleotide messenger RNA. Its product is annotated as sorting nexin-16-like. NCBI's taxonomy places the organism in Eukaryota, Metazoa, Chordata, Actinopteri, Cypriniformes, Catostomidae. Gene Ontology annotation, cellular component: extrinsic component of endosome membrane; early endosome; late endosome. Gene Ontology annotation, biological process: endosome to lysosome transport; protein targeting to lysosome; early endosome to late endosome transport. Gene Ontology annotation, molecular function: phosphatidylinositol binding. The record is from RefSeq and is a predicted model, not a curated record.
CUGGCGGAUGGAGGAAUAACAGCGUUCAAAACAUAAAGCUGUGUGGAGCGAUGGCCACACCGUUUGUUCCUGUGCCGGUGCCCAUACACAGAGCUCCGCAGGCGGACAAUAAGAGAGCCGCCCCGCCGUGUCGGAGUCCCGUCCCCCGCGCCGGACUCAACGGCACCGAACGCGCGGUGGAAUAUUCCAGUUACCCGCAUCCGAACAGCCCGUCAGAUACCCCGGGUCUGAGCUGGGAGGAGCGGCCCAUCACACCCACUGUGUUGGGGUACGAGGUGAUGGAGGAACGGGCCAAAUUCACUGUUUAUAAAGUUCUGGUGAAGAAGACUUCAGAAGAGAGUUGGGUCGUGUUCAGACGCUUCACAGACUUCUCAAGACUCAACGACAAGCUGAAGGAGAUGUUUGCUGGAUUCCGGCUGUCUCUUCCUCCAAAGCGCUGGUUUAAAGACAACUAUGGGACUGAGUUCCAGGAGGACAGACAGCUCGACCUGCAGGUGUUCCUCCAGAAUCUCGUGGCCCAUAAAGACAUCGCCAACUGUGUGGCGGUUCGGGAAUUCUUGUGUCUGGAUGAUCCGCCGGUGUUUGACAGUCUGGAGGAGAGUCGGGUGUUCUGCGAGACACUAGAGUGUAACUACAGACUUCAGAAGGAACUUCUGGACAAACAGAGAGAGAUCAGCUGCUUAAAGAAAUCUCUGCUGGAGAAAGAGCUUCACAUUCAAGCACUGGAAAAACAAAUCAAUGGACAUGUGCUCACUCCAGACAGGCCGUGUUGUGUGUCUGGUGCGGGCAGCUCUGAGAGCAGUGUGGACGUCGAAUCUUCUGCUGUUGAAGCCGAUCAGGAGCUGCCGGAUGAAAAAGAGUGAGUCUACAUUAUCAUCUAAUGUGACAAAACACACUUCCAGCAGAUAAACACCUUUAAAAUGUACCGUCAUCCUGAUCAUCCUCAUCAUCUUGCACUCCUGCUCACAUAUACAGAUUUGCAGAAUGAAAUGCUCUCUAAGAUGAGAAUGGUCCUCCUGACUAGCAUUAGCAAGUAGCAAAUCCAGGUUGAUGUCUGUGAUGAUGUAAACGAAAGGGAAAAAAUAAUCCCAGACACACUUCCAUUUGGUUCUCAGCAGGAAACCGAUGGAGUGCGUACUCCAGGUAGGGAAUGAGGUUUUGCCCCAAGUGAAGGAGUUCAAGUACCUUGGGGUCUUGUUCACGAGUGAGGGGACAAUGGAGCGGGAGGUUGGCCGGAGAAUCGGGGCAGCGGGGGCGGUAUUGCACUCGCUCUAUCGCACCGUUGUCACGAAAAGAGAGCCGGAAGGCAAAGCUCUCAAUCUACCGGUCAAUUUUCGUUCCUACCCUCACCUAUGGUCAUGAAGGUUGGGUCAUGACCGAAAGAACUAGGUCGCGAGUACAAGCGGCCGAAAUGGGCUUCCUCAGAAGGGUGGCGGGCUUCUCCCUUAGAGGUAGGGUGAGGAGCUCAGUCAUCCGUGAGGAGCUCGGAGUAGAGCCGCUGCUCCUUUGCGUUGAAAGGAGUCAGUUGAGGUGGUUUGGGCAUCUGGUAAGGCUGCCCCCUGGCCGCCUCCCUAGGGAGGUGUUUCAGGCACGUCCAGCUGGGAGGAGGCCUCGGGGAAGACCCAGGACUAGGUGGAGAGAUUACAUCUCCACACUGGCCUGGGAACGCCUCGGGGUCCCCCAGUCAGAGUUGGUUAAUGUGGCUCGGGAUAGGGAAGUUUGGGGCCCCCUGCUGGAGCAGCUGCCUCCGCGACCCGACUUCGGAUAAGCGGUUGAAGAUGGAUGGAUGGAUGGACACUUCCAUAUUUCAGACACAAUAAAAACUGCAAUUGUCAAACCAUUUAAUUUGCUCUUUAAUAAACAGUCUGCUGGUUAAUAAUGAUAUCAGCUAUAAUUAAUAAUUAAUAAUAAUUCCUGUAAGUCAACCACUUUACAGAACAUUCAGUCUGACACACACACAC